Messenger RNA from Lytechinus pictus (painted urchin), 1961 nucleotides. RefSeq lists its product as uncharacterized. The record is from RefSeq and is a predicted model, not a curated record. Lineage: Eukaryota; Metazoa; Echinodermata; Echinoidea; Temnopleuroida; Toxopneustidae. The coding region runs from base 441 to 1514 and encodes 357 amino acids. The transcript has 8 exons.
GUUCUACCAAUGUUUACAAAAGCGAGCGGUGGGGGUACUUUUUAUGCACAAUAUUGUUCCUACCAAUAUAACCCCAUGUCUGUGUGGAUAGAUCAUAGAGAUGUGUAUAGACGCAUGCGACAAGUAAUAGGAUCAAAUAAUUUUGAUGCUCUUAAUUCAUGUUCUUUAACGUGUGGAGCCACGCUUUGAUCAGGGAAUUAUCAAUGUUUAGACGAUCUGCAUGGUAAGCUUUACUGCUAUCACCGGGGCACUCUCCGUAUUCCAUGGAACACAAAACGGCGCCGCAGUAAAGAAUCUAGGAUCCUUAUGCCCGGCAAAGUGCCAGCCUUUCCCGGAUAGUUGUGGUGCAUACAGUAAACCCUGAAUGGACGUCCACCCAUAUUGCAAAUCAUAUUUGCUUUCAACUCAAUGCAUGAAUCUGAAGUAGAAAAAAAUAAAUAAUGGGUUGUUGCUGUUCGGCUAACGACGAGGAGCCUACUUUAGGAGAACAUUCGACUCUACCGACCGAUGUCAUCCCGUAUAAAGGACCCAUCUUACAGUAUGCCUUCGUUGAUAUGAGGGUGAUAGGGACGACUUAUAUGGGACGCAACUUGAAAACAGACCUAGUACCUCAUUACACCGCCUUCCAGGAGCCCUAUACCCAGGGGUUCCGGCUCGUCUUGCUGAAGACCGUACCGGGUGUCUUUGAGAAGCUACGGGUCCAGUACGGCAUGGAAAGACGGUAUUACAUCCCUCUACAAGCAUCGUUUGUACGACCAGUGGGCAGCCCUGCAACUCCGACUGGUCAAGUGAAGAUUGUUCAAACAGCCAUCGAGUUCAACGAGUCGGUGCUGUCAACAAACCAGGAAAAUGUCCAAGCUGCGAGUGAGGUGGCUCGUCUCAGGGAAUUCGACACUGUGAUUGAGGAGAACGGCCGCGAGGGUUAUCAGCUCGUCUCCUUUGAACCCAGUGGUUAUACCAAGAAAACAACAAAUGUUAAAGAAACAGUUUUGCAAAUGGAUUUGCUAUUUCAUCGGUCAAACCAAUCAACUUCCGGGUCAUUCAUAUAUCAAUCGGUCAUCAUACCUGUCUCAUACACUGCUAUUGGCUCAUCGCCGGUGUCUCGCCGUCAGAUCUACGAACUAUCGACCGAUGUGACGUCACGACUGGUUGAUAUUCUCCAGCAGGGAUGGAAGAUAGUAGAUACUAACUACCUGAGUUCGCAUCUCCAAGGACAAUUUCGGCCAACUGCCCGAACCUUGAUCUUCAAUACGAUGUGGGUCUUUGAAAAGCCUUCUACAGCAGUGAAUGAUCUUCAGCCUCGCUGGGAAUGUACCGUUAUCAAGUAUAAACAUGUGGUGAAGUUCGCAUGCAACCGGAUGAAAGCAACCACCACCUGGCAGCCUUUGGUCGUUGAGAUGGGUCACCAUGGAUGGGAGCUCGCAUGUAUCCUUGACACGGCCGAAGCAACAAGGGAAGGUCGACUGGGAUCAAAGCAAACCUUACUCAUCGUGUUUCAGCGCCCUCUACGAUAGGAAUGGGAUCAGCUGAGCCUAUGAAAUUGUAUCAUCGCCAAUAGAUAAAGAGCAUCAACACGCGUUUUUGAGGCCACGGAUACACUCAAAAGUAUUCAAAAGCGCACCACCGGAAACACUUAAAAAUACUCCAAAAACGCGCACAAAAUUCCACUCAUCUUUCUCUUUCGUGUGCCUGUUUUUUCUUACGUGGUGGUAUGGUCCCAUAUAGUGUUAUUUGUGUCAUGGAGUAGGCCUACUUUUCCUGGAGGGGGUAUGAAAAUGUGUCUGCAUAUAACUGUCCUAUAAUGAAAUUGCUUGUAUCUUUUUUUUCUUUCAGAAAAUAACAUUUUUUACAAUUUGGAACACACGACACAUGGAGGAGCUGCUCGUCUGUGACGUCAACAAAUCUAAACUUUAAAACCUCAAAUUCUUUGACGAAUUUUCAUUAAAAAAUAUUUUUAUCCC